AUGACGAAAGGUCUUGGCUUACGACAGUACCGGGCUUGCGUGAGAUGCCGCUCUCGCAAGACACGACAAGGAAUCGGUGACCCUAACAAGCCACCGUGCGUAAAGUGUGACCGCGAAGGCGCAGAAUGUGUACUCGCUACCUCUCGCCGCGGGGGAAACUACUCACAUCUUCGUCGGCAGAAGAAACAAUUCGCAUCAGAGAGACAUGGGCAUGAGGAUGCGAGGAGAUUUCCACGCCCCGAGCCGGCCCUAUCUAUCUCAUCGCCUGAGAAUGCCUCCCUGCACUCUGCGACACCCGGAGAUCAUGUUCAUGAUAAUCUGCAGAAUCCAUCCGAUGCACUCUUGAUUCUUGCUCAUGCGGCAGGGCAGCCGGAGGAUCAGGGUCAAUCUCAAGCUAACAGGGAUAAACCGUACUCGCCUGGUCGGAAUACUCGGAAUACAUCCUCGAGACAGGGUGGAAGGCAAGAUGCACUAAGAUACGAUCAUAUGGGAGACACCUCAAACGAUAUGAGCAACACACAAAAUUCAACGACUACUUCUCAUCCACUGAUUCAUAGCGGGACUAUACAACUACCACAUAUACUCGACCUUUUAUCCUCAUAUCGCGACUGCUACCACCCUUUCUUCCCAAUAGUCCCCACUACCGUCCUCAACCCCAGCAACAUCCAAGAAACCCUCCACCAAGAACCAUUCCUCACUACCGCAAUCCUAGUCAUAGCAUCCAAAGACCGCCCCGACCUAACCACCCUCCACGACGCAAUAUGGGACUACCUCCGGCAGCGAAUCCUCGACGUCGUCCUGGGCGUUCCCAGCACUCGCCACGUCGGUUGUGUCGAGGGCCUCCUCCUCCUCGGUGAAUGGACACUCCUCAACUUCGGUCAAGCCGAUGAUGGCGGCGGCGAGGCAGCUUGGUCUAUUCUCGGUCUUGCGGUUAGACUUGCGUAUCGACUUCGACUUGAAGAUAGUGGGUUUCGCGGCGAAGAUAAUGAAUUGGAUCCUAUCGCGCAGCGGAAACGUCUCGCCUGGACUUUUACAUACCUCUCAGACCGUCAAAUCUCCAUUCGCAUGGGCCAAGCCUUCUGGUGUCGUGGCCCCGCCCUCUCCGUCCGCUUCAUAGCCCAAGAUUUUCCCACCCUGCAACCCAGACCGCAAUCCUCAUCCUCCUCCUCCUCUACAGAAGACUACGCCUCCUGGAUCCAAGCACAAGUAGAAUUAACAACGCUCUUCGGCAACGCACACGACAUCCUCUUCGCCUCGAAAUCGCGCACUAUUGAACUGAUCACCCGCGGCGAUUACGUCAAGUAUAUCGAUGACACGGGCAAAGCCAUGGCAGCUUGGCAGCGUGCUUGGAGUGGGAUUAUGGUUUCCAGAGCGUUGAGGGGUUGUUUGAAUCUUAUGUUGGAGUAUUUGAGGUUAUAUGUUAAUGCGUUUGCAUUUCAGGCUGUGCUUUAUCGGGCUUCGAGGGUUGGUUCUGAGAGUAAUGCUAAUAUCAAUACUAACUCCGGUGCCGGUCUCGGUCACUGUGUGAAUGUGAAUGUGGGUGUUCGUCCCGGAUCAAGUAUGAGUGAUCUGGAUUUUCCAGACUCGACAAUGGCAAGUGCAGAUGCGAGGCAUAUCUACCAGGCUCUCGAUGCGGCAGAGUCCUUGUUAAGGGUCUUCACGAAGGAGUUCGAGGAGCGUCAGUUGCAAUGUCUACCGACGCGGUUUUACCUCUACGAAAUCCACUCCUCAGUCUUCCUCUACAAAGCCCACUCCACCGGCGCAAUCGCCCCCUCCCGCUACACCCAAACAACAACCCUAAUCCAACGCUUCAUCACCCUCCUCCAAACCAUCGCAAUCGACGACCAACACAUUGCCUCGCGAUACGCGCGGCUCCUCCACCAACUCUGGUUCCAGCGCCCGCGUGCCGAUACCGCCACCGAGCACGCUGCGGCUGACAAGCCCGGGCUCGGUGUUGAAGCGCGCGAUGCGCUUGGGGUGGGGGGUGGUGGGGUUGGGCUGGAUGUUGGGUCUGGGUUUGGAGGGGGGUCGUUGUCGUUGUUUGAGGAUGCUGGGAUUGGGUUGGAGAGUUUUGAGGGGGAGGGGAUGGAGGGGUUUUUUGUUAUGCCGCCGGUUUUUCCGUAUGAUCUUUCGGGGGUUUUUAGGUAG
Molecule: messenger RNA, 2148 nt
Organism: Penicillium cataractarum
Lineage: Eukaryota; Fungi; Ascomycota; Eurotiomycetes; Eurotiales; Aspergillaceae
Exons: 5
Coding region: 1-2148 (715 amino acids)
Biological process (GO): DNA-templated transcription; regulation of DNA-templated transcription
Cellular component (GO): nucleus
Molecular function (GO): zinc ion binding; DNA binding; DNA-binding transcription factor activity, RNA polymerase II-specific
Source: RefSeq, a predicted model, not a curated record